CAUCGCCUUAAAGUCUCUGUCCAACACUCAAAAGCACCUUCCACAUAAGAAGUGUUCAGACUGCAGAAGAAGAAGAAAAGAAGAAGAAGAAGAUGCCGGUCACAGAGAAGGAUCUGGCUGAAGACGCUCCAUGGAAGAAGAUCCAACAAAACACCUUCACCCGCUGGACCAAUGAGCACCUGAAAUGCGUCAAUAAGCGCAUUGGUGACCUCCAGCUGGACCUGAGCGACGGCCUGAGGCUCAUCGCACUGCUGGAGGUCCUCAGCCACAAGAAGAUGUUCAGAAAGUAUCAUCCGAGGCCCAACUUCAGGCAGAUGAAGCUGGAGAAUGUGUCUCUGGCUCUGGAGUUUCUGGAGAAGGAGAAUAUAAAGCUGGUCUCCAUUGACUCUAAAGCCAUUGUGGAUGGAAACCUGAAACUGAUCCUGGGUCUGGUCUGGACUCUGAUCCUGCACUACUCCAUCUCCAUGCCAAUGUGGGAGGGCGAGGAUGAAGAGAUGGAAUCAAAGACACCUAAACAGCGUCUGCUGGGCUGGAUCCAACACAAAGUCCCUGAUCUGCCAAUCACCAACUUCAGCCAGGACUGGAGUAACGGCAGAGCACUGGGAGCACUGGUGGACAGCUGUGCACCAGGUCUGUGUCCAGACUGGGAGACCUGGGAUCCAGUGAAACCAGUGGAGAACGCCACUGAAGCCAUGCAGCUGGCUGACGACUGGCUGGGCAUCCCGCAGGUGAUAGCUCCAGAGGAGAUCAUUGAUCCCAGUGUGGACGAGCAGUCGGUGAUGACCUACCUGUCUCAGUUCCCAAAAUCCAAACUGAAACCCGGAGCUCCACUGAAACCCAAACUCAACCCCAAGAAGGCCCGCGCAUAUGGACCAGGUAUCGAACCAACAGGGAACAGGGUGCUGCGUCCUGCCGUGUUCACAGUGGACACAUUCAGCGCAGGUCACGGUCAGGUCACCGUCUACCUGGACCAACCUGACGGCACCAGAGAGGAGCUGAAGGCGGAGCUUAACGAGGGCAAGAAGACGUACAGUGUCACCUACAUUCCUCAAGUGAUGGGGCCUCAUAAAGUGACGGUGUUGUUUGCAGGCCAGCAGAUUCCCAAGAGUCCGUUUGAGGUGAGCGUGGAUAAAGCGUUGGGCGACGCCUCCAAGGUGACUGUCAAAGGCCCGGGACUUGAACCUGUGGGCAACAUCGCUAACAGACCCACCUACUUUGAAAUCUACACUGCAGGAGCCGGUACAGGAGACGUGACGGCCAUCAUCAAAGACCCACAGGGCCGUGACAACAGUGUGGAGGUGAUGAUGGAGGAUAAGGGCGACGCCACGUACCUCUGCACCUACAAGCCCACCCAGAGCGGCCCGCACACUAUCACUAUCACCUUCGGAGGAGUGGGGAUCCCCAAGAGCCCCUUCGUUGUCGAUGUGGGACCUGCCUGUGUGCCGGGGGCGUGCAGGGCGACCGGUCGUGGUCUGCAGCCGUCAGGGAUGAGGGUGAAACAGGUCGGUGACUUUAAGGUGGACACCAAGAAUGCCGGCAGUGGAGACCUGAAGGUGGUCGUCAAAGGACCCAAGGGCAUUGAGGAGCCGGUGAAGCAGAUUUCCAGUCAGGACAGCGUGUUCUCGUAUGAGUAUUACCCCCACAGUCCUGGCAAAUACACCGUGUCCAUCACCUGGGGGGGUCAGCACAUCCCAAAGAGUCCAUUCGAGGUGAAGGUGGGUUCGGAGGCGGGAACUCAGCAGAUCAGAGCCUGGGGUCCUGGCCUGGAGGGAGGCAUUGUGGGUAAACCUGCCGCCUUUGUAGUGGAGUCUGUCGGCUCUGAUGUCGGAGUGCUGGGUUUUGCCAUCGAGGGACCUUCUCAGGCUAAGAUCGAGUGCGAGGACCAGAACGACGGGUCAUGUGAUGUCCGUUACUGGCCGACGGAGCCCGGCGAGUACGCCGUACAUGUGACCUGCGACGAAGAAGACAUCGAACACAGUCCCUUCAUGGCCUGCAUCGUCCCCGACAACCAUGACAGCAACUCGGAAAAGGUCCAGGCUUACGGACCGGGUCUUGAGAAGACCGGCUGUCUGGUCAACCAACCCGCUGAGUUCACUGUCAGUGCAAAGGAUGCUGGGAACGGACCUCUGAAGAUCACGGCUCAGGACGCAGAGGGACUUCCUGUAGAGGUGAAGGCGAGGAGUAAAGGUAACGGGCUCUACUCCUGCUCCUACACGCCCAACUCGCCUCUCAAACACACUGUGGCCGUCGCCUGGGGAGGAGUCAGCAUCGCCAACAGCCCCUUCAGGGUGAAUGUCGGUAAAGGAAGCCACCCCAACAACGUGAAGGUGUUCGGACCUGGUGUGGAGAGAACCGGCCUGAAGGCCAACGAGCCCACACACUUUACCGUGGACUGUUCAGGAGCUGGAGAUGGUGACGUCAGCGUGGGCAUUAAGUGUGAGCCCAACAUGGCCAGUGACAAAGAGGCCGACGUGGACUUUGACAUCAUCCCCAACGCCAAUGAUACGUUCACAGUUAAAUACAUACCUCCUGCUGCUGGAAGACUCACCGUUAAAGUCCUGUUCACUGACAAGGAAGUGCCACAGAGCCCCUUCAACAUCAAAGUCGAACCUUCUCAUGAUGCAUCGAAGGUGAAAGCGGAUGGUCCUGGACUGGCUCGAAAUGGUGUAGAGAGCGGUAAGCCGACUCAUUUCACAGUGUUGACUAAAGGAGCCGGUAAAGCACCGUUGGAUGUCACCUUCUCCUCUCCGGUCAAAGACUUUGACAUCAUCGACAACUACGACUACUCUCAUACUGUCAAAUACACACCUGCACAACAGGGGGAGAUGACGAUAGUGGUGACGUUUGGAGGAGAUGCUAUCGCCAAGAGCCCCUUCACAGUCGGUGUCGCUGCUCCGCUGGACCUCGACAAAAUCACCGUUGACAACCUGGAAGGAAGAGUGGAAGUCAACCAGGAACAAGAGUUUGUGGUGAACACCAAGGGAGCAGGAGGUCAGGGGCAACUGGAGGUGUCAGUGCUGAAUCCCAGCCAGCGGGCGGUACCUUGUAAAGUGCAGCCUCAGCCCGGUAAAGCAGAUGUCAGUACGGUCCGUUACACGCCCACACAGGAGGGUGUGUACGCUGUCAAUGUGACCUAUGAUGGACACCCAGUCCCUGGGAGCCCCUUCCCUGUGGAGGCCCAGCUGCCUCCAGACCCCAGCAAGGUGAAGGCGUUCGGUCCAGGUUUGAAGGGAGGUUUGGUCGGCGACCCAGCAGAGUUCACCAUCGACACCAAAGGUGCCGGGACUGGAGGUCUGGGGCUGACGGUGGAGGGCCCGACCGAGGCCAAGAUCGAGUGUUCGGACAACGGCGACGGGACCUGCUCUGUCUCUUACCUGCCCACCGAGCCCGGAGACUACCUGGUUAACAUUCUGUUUGAGGAAGUCCACAUCCCCGGCUCACCGUUCAGAGCCGACAUCCAGAUGCCCUUUGACCCCUCCAAGGUGGUGGCGUCGGGGUCAGGCCUGAAGAAAGCCAAGGUUGGAGAGACCAGUGUAGUGAACGUGGACUGUUCUCGAGCUGGAUCGGGACAACUCACCCUGGAGGCUGCUCCAGACUCCUCGUCCAGUCCCACCGGUGUGAAAGCGAAGACGGAGGUGGUUGACAACAAAGACGGGACCUACACAGUGACCUACAUCCCCCUGACCGCUGGCAUGUACACCCUGCUGCUGAAGUACGGAGGCAAGACUGUCCCUGGUUUCCCCGCUAAAGUGAUGGUGGAUCCUGCCGUUGACACCUCGAAGGUCAAAGUGUUUGGACCUGGAGUGGAGGGACAAGCUGUUUUCAGAGAAGCCACCACUGCAUUCACGGUGGACGCCCGUCCUCUGAGCCGGCGAGGAGGAGACCACGUGAGGGCGGAGGUCAAGAACCCGUCUGGAGAGCUGACAGACUGUGUGAUUAACGACAAGGCUGAUGGGACCUACGAUGUGGAGUACACUCCAUUUGAGAAUGGCGUCCACAGCGUCCAGGUUAUGUACGACGACACACCGGUUCCCAAGAGCCCGUUCAAGGUUUCUGUGGCGGAGGGAUGUGACCCCAGCAGGGUGGUGGCAUCCGGCCCUGGGCUCGAAACAGCCUUAACCGACAAGCCCAACAACUUCAACAUCAUCACCAGAGGGGCUGGUAUUGGCGGUCUUGGCAUCACUGUGGAGGGUCCGUCAGAGUCAAAGAUGUCUUGCAAAGACAACAAAGAUGGAAGCUGCAGUGUGGAGUACAUUCCCUACACCCCCGGCCUCUAUGACGUCAACAUCACCUACGGAGGAGAGCACAUCCCAGGAAGUCCAUUCAAGGUCCCAGUGAAGGACAUAGUCGACUCCAGUAAGGUCAAGGUUUCUGGUCCAGGUGUGGGGUCAGGGGUCAGAGCCAAUAUCCCACAAUCCUUCACAGUGGACUGCAGGAAAGCAGGCGUUGCCCCGCUGGCUGUGGCUGUCACUGCUCCCAAAGGCAUGGCAGAGCCGGUGGAAGUUACGGACAAUGGGGACGGCACUCACACGGUGUCCUACACGCCGUCUGUGGAGGGACCGUACUCUGUGGCCGUCAAGUAUGCAGAGGAGGACAUCCCCCGCAGUCCCUUCAAGUUUCGGGUUCUGCCAACUCACGAUGCCAGUAAGGUGCGAGCCAGCGGCCCCGGGUUGACCAACGGCGUCCCCGCCAGCUUCCCUGUAGAGUUCAACAUCGAUGCCAAGGAUGCUGGCCAUGGCCAACUGAGCGUGCUCAUCACCGACCAGGACGGUAAACCUAAGCACCCUACUAUCCAUGACAACGGCGACGGUACAUACCGGGUGUCUUACAUCCCCGACCGGGCUGGCCGGUACACCAUCGUCAUAAAGUACGGCGGUGAUGACAUCCCUGCAUCACCUUACAGAGUCCGUGCCACAGCAACCGGAGACGCCAGCAAGUGCACCGUAACCGGUCCUGGUGUUGGCCCCACAGUGGCCAUUGGCGAGGAGCUGGGCCUGGUGGUGAACGCUAAGGCUGCUGGGAAGGGUAAGGUGAGCUGCAUCGUGGUUCAGCCCGACGGCAGCGAGGUGGAGGCCGAGGUGAUGGAGAACGAGGACGGCACCUUUGACAUCUUCUACACAGCACCGGCACCCGGAAACUACGUCAUCUACGUCCGCUUCGGAGGAGAAAACAUCCCACGUAGUCCCUUCAAAGUCAUGGCUACUGAUGAGGUACCAGUGAUGCAAGAGAAGUCUCUACAGCAACAAGCCGCUGCCCCCGUAGCUGGCUUCCAGCCCUGGGUGACAACAGACAACUACAACAGAGGCAACGGCGUCAAUGGAAGCGGCUUCAGACCGUUCGACAUGGUGAUACCCUUCUCCUUCAGGAAGGGAGAAAUCACCGGUGAGGUCCUGAUGCCUUCAGGUAAAUCAGCUCAGCCGCUGAUCACAGACAACCUGGAUGGGACGGUCACAGUGCAGUACUCGCCCACUGAGGCCGGCCUGCACGAGAUGCACAUCAAAUACAACGGCACACACAUCCCAGAGUCUCCCCUUCAGUUCUAUGUGAACCACACCAGUAGCCCCAACGUCACAGCUUACGGUCCUGGUCUGAGUUACGGAGUCGCCAAGAAGACGGCCACAUUCACCGUCUUCACAGAGGACGCCUCUGAAGGUGGUCUGGACUUGGCCAUCGAGGGUCCGUCCAAAGCGGAGAUCAGCUGUGUGGAUAACAAGGACGGGACGUGCAGCGUCAGUUACCUGCCUGUUCUGCCCGGAGAUUACAACAUCCUGGUCAAAUACAACGAUGAGCACAUCGCCGGCAGCCCCUUCACCGCCAAGAUCAUUGAGGACAAACAGCGGCGCUCUCAGGUCAAACUGGGCUCAGCAGCAGAUUUCUCUCUGGACAUUAAUGAGACGGAUCUGAGUGUGCUGACCGCCAGCAUCAAGGCCCCGUCCGGCCGUGACGAGCCAUGCCUGCUGAAGAGGCUGGCAAACAACCACAUUGGUAUCUCCUUCAUCCCCAGGGAGGUGGGUGAGCACCAUGUCAGCAUCCUAAAGAACGGGCGUCAUGUCGCCAACAGUCCCAUCACCAUCAUGGUCGUCCAGUCUGAGAUCGGCGACGCCAGCCGGGUCAAAGCUCACGGCGACGGCCUCGUCCAGGGCACCACCUUCAACAACGCCAGCUUUGUGGUCGACACACAGGAAGCAGGUUAUGGUGGACUGGCUCUGUCCAUCGAAGGUCCCAGUAAAGUGGACAUCCAGACAGAAGACCUGGAGGAUGGGACAUGUGGAGUCACCUACUGUCCCACCGAACCAGGAAACUACAUCGUCUCGAUACGCUUCGCUGAAGAACACAUCCCAGGAAGUCCAUUCACGGUGCGGGUGACAGGAGAGGGUCGUAUUCGGGAGAGCAUCACCCGACGACAGAAGGCAGCAUCUGUUGCCAGCGUGGGCAGCGUGUGUGACCUCAGCCUGAAGAUACCAGCAAUCGACAUUCAGGACGUCACUGCCGAGGUCACAUCCCCGUCUGGAGCCAGGCAGCCCGCCGAGCUGGUCGCCGCAGGCAACGACACCUACUGUGUGCGUUUUGUGCCCACAGAGAUGGGUGUGCACAGCGUGAGUGUGAAAUACAGGGGUGUGCACGUACCAGGCAGCCCCUUCCAGUUCACUGUGGGGCCGCUGGGAGAGGGAGGGGCCGCCAAGGUGAAAGCAGGAGGUCCGGGACUGGAGGGAGCACUGGCAGGAGAGCCAGCUGAGUUCAGUAUCUGGACCAGAGAGGCUGGGGCCGGUGGUCUGUCCAUCGCCGUGGAGGGACCGAGCAGGGCGGAGAUCUCCUUUGAUGACCGCAAAGACGGAUCCUGUGGUGUCUCGUACAUCGCUCAGGAGCCUGGUGAUUAUGAGAUUUCAGUGAAGUUUAAUGAACAGCACAUACCCGACAGCCCCUACCUGGUUCCUGUCGUCGCCCCAGUGAACGACGCCCGCCGCCUCACUGUUACCGGCCUUCAGGAGUCUGGUCUGAAGGUGAAUCACCCAGCAUCCUUUGCAGUGCGUCUGAACGGAGCACAGGGCAAGAUGGAUGCCAAAGUCCACAGCCCCUCUGGAGCUCUGGAGGAGUGUGUCGUCACCGAGCUGGAAAAAGACAAGUACGCAAUCCGCUUCAUCCCCCGGGAGAACGGCAUCCACACCAUCGAUGUCAAGUUCAACGGCACUCACAUCCCAGGAAGUCCUUUCGAGGUCAGAGUCGGGGAACCGGGACAAAGCGGAGAUCCUGGUCUGGUCUCAGCGUAUGGAACUGGACUGGAGAGAGGCACGACAGGUAACCAGUCAGAGUUCAUCAUCAACAACACUAAGGCGGGCCCUGGAGCUUUGGCCGUGACAAUCGAGGGUCCAUCAAAGGUAAAGAUGGACUGCCAGGAGGUUCCAGAGGGUUACAAGGUGCUGUACACCCCCAUGGCGCCCGGGAACUACCUGAUCAGCAUCAAAUAUGGAGGCCCGAACCACAUCAACGGCAGCCCCUUCAAGGCCAAAGUCACAGGUCCUCGACUGGUGAAUGUAACCAACGCCAGCGAGACAUCAACCCUGACUGUGGAUCCAGCAAUGCGGGCGUCCAGCAGCAGCAGUUUCACCCAGAGUGCCAUGCCCAGGUUGACCGACUCUGAUGCCAGCAAGGUGCUGAGUCGGGGUCCCGGCCUCAGCAAGGCCUUCGUGGGCCAGAAGAGCAGCUUCUCUGUCGACUGCAGCAAGGCCGGUAAGAACAUGCUCUUGGUGGGUGUGUACGGUCCUCAGGUUCCCUGUGAGGAGGUUCUGGUCAAACACAUGGGCAACCUGCAGUACAACGUCAGCUACCUGCUGAAGGAGCGGGGCAACUACAUCCUGGUGGUCAAGUGGGGUGAAGACCACAUCCCUGGUUCCCCCUUCCAGGUCACCGUCCCAUAAUGAACUAAGAAAACCACUGUCACUCCUCCUCUACCAUUUUGCAUCCCUGUUUGAGUAAAAGGGGGGGCACAUUAGCUGGACUGUAAAUAACUGUCCAGUGAGUAAGUUGUUUAAAAAAAAAAAAAAAGCUUUAUUUGCUAGUUUUGCUUUCAGAUGUGUUCAGUUCAAAUGAGACGUUUUCUCUCCUGAUGCAAUUGAUUUACUUGUUGAGACCCUUCAAACAGUGAAAAAAAAGUGCAUUUAAAAAAAACAACAAAAAAACAAAAACAAGCCUUAAAAAGUUGAGGACACUUCUGUUACUUGGACACUUCUGCAAUGAAUCAGGGAGGCAAAAUGGUAAAAGCAGCAGUUAUAAUCUGGCCUGAAACUGGAGCUGCAAAGAAAAUAGAGAGAGACAUGAGCUGAUAGGAGAAGGGGAUAAAAAUCUGAUCUGUUUUUUGAUGCCCUGAAAUUAUAAAUUGACAAAUUUUGCACUUGACAAUAUUUUUUUUUUUUUGGACACUUGAUUGAUAAAUUAAAAGAUUGCUGGUUUUACACAAGAAGAAGUGAGUUAGUUAUAUAACGUCCCAGCACAUCAACUCAGUGUCUCUGCACGUUUCCAAAAAUGUUAAACUGGAUCUGGAGAAAGACUGGACCAAGACAAGUGGAGCCAAACCUUUUAAAAUGCGUUAAAAAUAAAUAAAUAAAUAAAUAACUGGAAUUAAAGAGCACCUUUCGUCACAUUACACAGUGCCAGGAACAAAAUGAGAACAAAAGGCCCAUUUUAACCUCCUAUGAGGUUUUGAACCAGGGAGCCAAAUGACCAGCUGAUGGUUUUGAAUCCUUUCACUUCAACAGGGAACCAGCCAAUAAUAACCAGACUUGUGCAGAACUUUUCCUAAGUCCAUCUAAAAUUAUGACGUGCUGUGAACAGAACAAAAUUUGCCAAACAUCUCAAUUUUUUUUUUUUAAAAAAAAGGAGAAAAAACUGGAGAUGGGAGACAGACUGGAGACAGGAAGGGGUCAAACUAUACGAGACUACUGAUGUUUAUUGUUGAUGAUUUUUUUUUUUGCUCUUGAACGUUAGCGCCCAGAAUCUCAUGAGUUGCACGUUGCCAUAACAAAUCAAUGACUGUUAAGCUGCCUUCACACUACUGUUUCCUGCACUGUACAACAGACUACUUAAUUACAAUACAUGCUGAGUUUAUUGCUGUUCUCUGUUGUUCCUUCAGCUGCAUUUUUACAUGAACACUUCCGACUUUUAACUUUGUGGCUCAGAUCUGAUCUGCUUCUUGUCUGCCUGGACGGAGUAGAAAUCUCUUUAUAAAGAUGCUGGAUGACCAGAUUUGAUAAUAUUAUUAUGAAUGAGAGUUUAUCUAUCAUGCUCAGUAUUGUAAUGUUAACAGUGCUCUUGGUAUUAAAUGUUAAAAUAAAACAUUGGAAAUCAGAUCUGAGCUGCAGUAUGAGGUCAGAUUUUUUGGUUUGUGUGUAAAUCCUACAGAAACCUCUUUAUGUCUCAUCUGGAUGUUGUUGCCUAAUCACUGCUAGUUUUGAUACUAAAGGGAGUAGAGGAUUUUGUACGGGGGGGAAAAAAAUUCUCAUUUUGUUAUUAGGGAAUGGGUGUUUUAAUGUGAAACUAAACUCUGAGAUUAUGUACAUUUGAUAAUUAAAAUCAACUGGAAAAAGAUAA
Molecule: messenger RNA, 9585 nt
Organism: Scomber japonicus (chub mackerel)
Lineage: Eukaryota; Metazoa; Chordata; Actinopteri; Scombriformes; Scombridae
Gene: flnba
Product: filamin-B
Exons: 50
Coding region: 93-7916 (2607 amino acids)
Biological process (GO): actin cytoskeleton organization
Molecular function (GO): actin filament binding
Source: RefSeq, a predicted model, not a curated record